Messenger RNA from Eurypyga helias (sunbittern), 1335 nucleotides. RefSeq names its product DnaJ (Hsp40) homolog, subfamily B, member 4 (gene DNAJB4). The coding region runs from base 162 to 1181 and encodes 339 amino acids. The record is from RefSeq and is a predicted model, not a curated record. Gene Ontology annotation, molecular function: protein-folding chaperone binding. Gene Ontology annotation, cellular component: cytosol. Lineage: Eukaryota; Metazoa; Chordata; Aves; Eurypygiformes; Eurypygidae. The transcript is spliced from 3 exons.
UUUCUUUAAUAUAUCAGAGAGUUUGUUGAUUUGUAACAGUUCUGUUUGUUUCAAUUCCAAGUUUAUUUUUAUUUUUUCUUCUCUAGCAUCUCUGCAUUCCUGAGACACUGGACACAGUUUUCUUUAAAGCGAGGAAAAUCUGAAUUCCUCUGACAUUCAGGAUGGGGAAAGAUUAUUAUUCUAUCCUGGGAAUUGAAAAAGGGGCUUCUGAUGAAGAUAUCAAAAAGGCUUACAGGAAACAAGCGCUUAAAUGGCAUCCAGAUAAGAACAAAUCUCCCCAUGCAGAAGAAAAAUUCAAAGAGAUUGCAGAAGCUUAUGAAGUGCUGAGUGAUCCCAAAAAGAGGGACAUUUAUGAUCAGUUUGGGGAGGAAGGUCUGAAAGGAGGAGCUGGAGGACCUGAUGGACAGGGUGGUACAUUCCGGUACUCCUUCCAUGGUGACCCACAUGCUACAUUUGCAGCUUUCUUUGGUGGCACAAAUCCCUUUGAGAUCUUCUUUGGAAGGAGGAUGCCUGGAGGCAGAGACACUGAAGACAUGGAGGUGGAUGGUGAUCCAUUUGGAUCCUUCACUAGUUUUAGUAUGAAUGGGUUUCCAAGGGAAAGGAAUACAGUUGGUAGCCAGUUACGUCGUAAACAAGAUCCCCCUGUAAUCCAUGAACUUAAAGUGUCAUUGGAAGAGAUCUAUCAUGGCUGCACAAAAAGGAUGAGGAUUUCACGUAAAAGGCUUAACCCAGAUGGUAGAAGUGUCCGAACAGAGGACAAAAUUCUUACUAUUGAGAUAAAAAGAGGAUGGAAAGAAGGCACCAAGAUCACUUUUCCAAAAGAAGGUGAUGAAACACCCAACACAAUUCCAGCUGAUAUUGUUUUUAUCAUUAAAGAUAAACCUCACUCUCACUUCAAGAGAGAUGGAUCAAAUAUUAUCUAUCCUGUUAAGAUCAGCUUGAGGGAGGCUUUGUGUGGCAGCUCUAUCAAUGUGCCAACGAUAGAAGGAAGAACCAUACCCAUGACAGUCAAUGAAGUGGUAAAGCCUGGGAUGAGAAGAAGAAUUAUAGGAUAUGGCUUGCCGUUUCCCAAAAAUCCUGACCAACGUGGAGACUUAAUUAUAGAGUUUGAAGUAAUUUUCCCAGAUAACAUUUCUCCAGCAUCAAAAGAAGUACUUAGGCGAAAUCUUCCAGUUUCAUAAAACGAAGACUGUGUAUGUCAACUGUUUAAAUAGGACACUGGAAAUGCAGAAGACUGGCAAGUCUGUGCUUUAAAAGUGCAAUCUGUAACAACUAGUGGAAUAUUUGUUUUUUUGUUUUGUGGGAUGGGUGGGUGGGAAAUACUGUAAUGCUGCA